AUGAUGGUGACAUUUGCUAUCAUUUCUUGCUUACUACUUAUUAAUGUUACAUGUCAAGAUUCAAUAUUAGAUGUUAGCCUGAUCGAGAAUAGUGUUGUUGGUGAACCGGAAGUGGAGUGCGGUUUAGAUGGUAUUGAAAUUGAUGUGAUUACCACAUAUGCAUUUUUUGGCAGAUUGUAUGUUCAGGGUGAAAGUGAUAAUCCUAAUUGUGUAACAUCAUAUUUUGGAGAAGAUCAGCAGUUAAAUAACGAUCAACAGCUAAAAUUUUCAUUGAAAUUUGGUGAAUGCAACAUGCGACGUCAGCGCACGUUGAAUCCACGUGGUGUUGUUUACACAUUUACACUCAUCGUAUCAUUCCAUCCGAUCUUCGAGACAGAAAUUGAUCGAGCAUAUCAAGUACGAUGUUUUUUCUCUGAGUCAGUUAAAGCAUUAGAAGUUACAUUAGGUGUUAGUCAAUUAACAACGCAAAUUAUUGCAAGAGAAUUUACUCUUCCGACGUGUAUGUACGAGAUACGUGAAAGCCGUAAUGGUCCAUUGAUCAAAUUUGCGCAUAUUGGUGAUCACGUAUGGCACGUAUGGCAUUGUGAUUUAGAAUCUGGUGUAAUAUAUGGUAUGCUAAUUCAUUCAUGUUAUGUUGAUGAUGGCCAAGGCAAACAUGUCCCAAUUGUUGACAAUAAAGGAUGUGUUUUGGAUUCUUUAUUAUUAUCUGAUAUUCAAUAUGAUAAUCAAGCUAUAACAGCAUAUGCAAAAACACGAGUUUUUAAAUAUUCUGAUAAAAUUCAAUUGUAUUUUACGUGUACCGUGCAACUUUGUGUGAAGAAUGAUGGUGGCUGUGAUGAUGUGACACCACCAGUUUGUGAAGAUGAAUUUUUGACACAACUACCAAUCGAAUAUUCUUCGUCAGAGCGUAGUUAUUAUGAUGAUCCAUCACAUUUUCAACAUCAUAAGAUCGAAAAAGAAUUCUUUGGACCCAUAGACGCUGAGCGUAAAAAAAACACAAGAAAUUUGCAUGUGACACCACCGUCACCAUUGCAAUCACCACUUGAAUUUGGUUUCCUAAAAACUAGCGCUGUACCACGUAAAUUGCGUUUUCAAAGAGAAAUUCGUCGUGACAAUAAUUUGAAGAAGCAAUUAAAAUUGUCAAAUACAAAAAUGAAAAUUGCUGAAACAGAUCUUACGGCACAUGUUGUUGUCUUUCCAAUGAUUGAAAUUUCACCUUCAAAUACAUCUUCAAAUGUUAAUAAAGCAAUAAACGAGGAAUCGCAUAUUAUUUCAAUUUGUCUUUCAUCAUUGGAUAUGCUUUUACUUCUUGUUAUGGAUGAUGAUGGAAUAUGCAAGAGAAGGCCUAUUAAUAAUAAUAAUCUUUGGUGA
Molecule: messenger RNA, 1371 nt
Organism: Brugia pahangi
Lineage: Eukaryota; Metazoa; Nematoda; Chromadorea; Rhabditida; Onchocercidae
Source: the annotation of a GenBank genome assembly